Molecule: messenger RNA, 3007 nt
Organism: Hansenula anomala
Lineage: Eukaryota; Fungi; Ascomycota; Saccharomycetes; Phaffomycetales; Wickerhamomycetaceae
Gene: POL5
Product: DNA-directed DNA polymerase
Exons: 1
Coding region: 1-3006 (1001 amino acids)
Biological process (GO): regulation of DNA-templated transcription
Cellular component (GO): nucleolus
Molecular function (GO): rDNA binding; transcription factor binding
Source: RefSeq, a predicted model, not a curated record
AUGACAGUAUCAAGAGACCACUACUACAAGUUGAGUAGUGACUUGGAGCAAGAGAGAAUUAGCGCAGCAAUCGCCUUGAUCAACGAGUUAAAUGAAGCUGACAACGACAGUGAAUGGGAGUAUGCAUUAUCAAGAUUAAUCAAAGGUUUGUCCUCUUCAAGAGGCUCCUCAAGACUUGGAUUCUCCACUUGCUUAACUGAACUCAUCAAUAUUAGACUUUCAAGCGGUAAACUUACUUUACAAAGCCUUGUGGAAUUGAUCAAUUCAAACACAAAGGUGUCAAGUUCAAUGAAUGGUAAGGAAGAACGUGCUGUCUUGUUUGGUAAAUUAUUUGGUUUGCAAUGUAUUUCAAAUUUGAACUCUGGUGUUUUUGCUGGGGAUAUAAAGUUUGAAGACUUCAAAUUGUUCAUCGAUAAUCUGAUUGAAUUAGCUUGUCUGAAAUCAUGGAUCAGAGAACCAACAUUGUUCACCAUUGUCACUUUACUUCAAGCUAUCCCAGACCGUCUUGACAGAGAUUCAAUUGUUUAUGUCUUUACAAAGUUGGAUCAAAAUAAAUUGUCAUUAACAACUGAAGGUUUGGCCAUUUACCUCUCAGUUCCUACCACAUUUAGAUCAUCAACUUUAUCCAAAUUGAACUUUGAGAAUUCCACAUGGAAAGAAUGCGACCCAUUACACCAAUCCAACAUAUCUUUAUUGUCUAAAGUUUUGAAAGAUAUAUCUAGCGGUGAUGACUCUUCUGAAGAAGGUACUAAGUCAAAUUCAAAGCAAAAAGGUUCUUGGUCACCUAGACUACAUUUUGUUUGGCAAUUGAUUAUUCAAGAACUAACUACUAUUAACAACCAAGAACCAGUUGAUGAGGAGGUUGAAAACUCUAAAAAGAGAAAAAAGCACAACAAGGAGAGCAAAAAGAAAUCAAAAUCAAAUUCCAAAUCAGAAGUUAGUGUUAAUGACCAUAUCACUGUUCCAGAGUUUUGGAAAGUCAUUAUUGAUGAAGGUUUCUUUAGUGAAAAGUCUUCACAUGAACGCAAAUAUUGGGGGUUUGAAAUUUUUCAAAUUCUGUUUGGCUCAGUCUCAGCUGAAGUUGUUUCGUCAUUGUUUACUCAAAACCUUAUGAGAACCUUAAUAAAUCAAACAUCAGAUAACAAUAGACUUUUGAACAAAGUUGCAAAAAAGACACUUUCCAAGAUUUCAGAGACAACUUCGCAACAACCAGAGAAAGUGAUCCCAGUUUUGCGAAAUGUACUAAUUGGAGAAUAUGGAAGUUUACAAUUUGAUAGAUUAACCAAAUCCAAAACCGUUGAAACUUUGAUUUCAAAUACCUCUUCAAAUACCGAAUUGGCUAACUUUUUCAUUGGAAUUCUCAAAUCUCCAGUCGUUAAGAACCAAUCAAAUGAUGAAGAAUCACUGUUAAAGACCAAGAAAUGGACAAUUGAUCAAUUACUUCAUCUUGUUCGUGCAAAGAAAUCAAAGUUGGAUGCUAAAUCAGACUUGGAAUGGAUUGACCUAGUUUUAAAAGCAUUAGUUGAAAUUGCAUUUUUCAAGGAAUCUCCAGAGCAAGAAGAGUCACCAAUUACAGAAUUUGCACAAGAAAGAUUAAACUCCAUACUUUCUGAUGUUGUCACUAUUGAACGUAAUGAUAAUAACACUUGGUCUUACAAAACUUUGAGCUCGCUACUAGACUAUUCAAAAGACCACACUCCAAUAUUCGAGUUUGAUGAUGAACUAAAAGCUGUGAAGGAUAAAUCAUUGAAAAUUUUGAAAAAAAUCAGAAAUAAACGGGAAAGCUCAAAAUAUGCGGAUAAUUCUAGAUUAUUAGUAUUUGAACUAUUAUUUUCUAUGGUUACUCUUCAACUCUUCUCUGGUGAUGCCGAAUCUGUUGAUACCUUGCAGGAAUUACAAGAUUAUUAUUAUGAACAAAAAAAAGAUAAAAAUGAAGAUGAUGAAGAAAAUGAUGAUCCACAUGAUAGUGUUGUUGGUAUAGUGGAGAUUUUAUUAAACUUUAUGAGUCAAAAGAGUUCACUAUUGAAGAAGUUGAGUAUGAUUGUUUGGGAAAACUUUUGCACUAAAGUUGAUUUAGGUGCUUUAGAACUAUUGUUUGAUGUUAUCAAAACGAAAGAAAACAAAGAAGGUCAAAAGGCUUUGUUUGAAGGUGAAGAUGAAUUUGUCGAUGAGGAUGAAGAAGAAGAACAUGACCAUGAUCACGAACACAGUGAGGAUGAUGAAGAAGACGAAGAAGAAGAAGAAAGUGAAGAAGAAGAUAGUGAUGAUGAGGAAGAUGAAGAUAACGAAGCCGUUAGUGAACUUGACAAGAAGACCAACCUUGCAUUAGCUGAAGCUUUGAAACUACCACAACAUAAUGGUGAAGUGACCUUUUCAAGUGAUGAAGAUGACGAUAUGUCAGAUGAGUCAAUGGAUGAUGAACAAAUGAUGGCGAUUGAUGGUGAAUUAUCAAGAAUUUUCAAACAACGUCGUGAUGCUUUAGAUUCUAUUGAGACCGGUAACAAGAGAAAGGCAGAAGUUCAAGAUGCUAGAUCUAAUAUUUUGUUAUUCAAACAUCGUGUUGUUGAUUUACUUGAAAUUUUUGUUAGAAAGAAUCCAACAAGUGAAUUAAUCAUUUACACUGUUGAACCAUUAUUAACGGGGUUGAAAUUGACUUUAGAUAAAUCUCUUGGUACAAAGAUUCACAAAUUAUUGAAAAGCAGAGUCUGUAAAUCAAAAGUUGACAUUCAAACUGUUUCCAAGGAACAAUUAUUAGAAAUCUUACAACAUGUUCAAAAAGACAUUUUGAAAACUUCAAAUACAAAUGAUUUCAACUUGUCAUCAUCUCAAUGUUCAAUCUUUAUUUCCAAGCAAAUCUUGCAAUUAGAUGAAACAGUUGUUGAUGAAAUAAUUGAUCAAUAUACCGAUUUACUAAAAAAAUGGUUCACCAAGAAGAACUCAAGAUUAACUAGCUCCAUCUUUUUUGACUUUAUCAAUUGGUUGAGUUCUAAAAGAAGUCAGAAUUAAG